GCCUUGUGCUCCGUAAGGCGGUGCCACCGCUCGCUGCCUCCCCCGCCCCGCCCCGCCCCGGCGGCCUCUGGACCUGGGGCGCGGCACCCCCAGCCCCGCGGCACGGUGGGGAGCGGGAGGCGAGCGGCGCCCGGCACCGGGGACAGAGGAGCAGGCAUGGCCACCCCACAGCUCACCGAGAGCACCGUCACGGUGGAAGGCCAAACCCUCUUCUACCGCCAAGCUGAGCCAGCCCAGCAAGCACCAAAGCUGACGGUGCUGCUGCUGCAUGGCAUUCGCUUCUCCUCUGACACCUGGCUUCAGCUGCAGACACUUGCCACACUGGCCCAAAACGGCUACCGGGCUGUGGCUAUCGACCUGCCGGGGCUGGGGCGCUCAAAGGAUGCUGUGGCCCCAGCACCCGUGGGCCAGCCAGCGCCGGCAGCUUUCCUGAAAGCAGUUUUUGAGGCUCUGUGCCUGGGUCCAGCCGUGGUGAUCAGCCCGUCACUCAGUGGCAUGUACUCCCUGCCCUUCCUCUUCCAGCACAGCCACCUGCUGAAGGCAUAUGUGCCCGUGGCACCCAUCUGCACUGAGAAAUUCACAGCGGAGCAGUACACCGAGAUCAAAACACCCACGCUGAUCGUGUACGGGGACCAGGAUGCAGAGCUUGGGCAGGCCAGCCUGAACAACCUGCAGCACCUUCCCAAGCACCACGUGCUGGUGCUGCAGGGUGCUGGACACGCCUGCUACCUGGACAAGCCUGACGAGUGGCACCACGGGCUCCUGGCCUUCCUGCAGCAGCUGGAGUGAGUGGGAUGGGCUGCAUGGAGAAGCCCAUGGAGCUGGUGUGGCCAUCCCACCCAUCUCUCCUGUGUUGUGGACACACCCUUGCGCUAACCCAGCUGCUCAGCUGGUCUCCCCACCCAGCCUCCCUUGCGACCAAAUAAAACCACCACCACUUCCCUGCCA
This is a messenger RNA of Phalacrocorax carbo (great cormorant), 948 nucleotides long. Lineage: Eukaryota; Metazoa; Chordata; Aves; Suliformes; Phalacrocoracidae. The record is from RefSeq and is a predicted model, not a curated record.